Molecule: messenger RNA, 6044 nt
Organism: Phyllopteryx taeniolatus (common seadragon)
Lineage: Eukaryota; Metazoa; Chordata; Actinopteri; Syngnathiformes; Syngnathidae
Gene: znf281b
Product: zinc finger protein 281b
Exons: 7
Coding region: 1359-3884 (841 amino acids)
Biological process (GO): regulation of transcription by RNA polymerase II
Molecular function (GO): RNA polymerase II cis-regulatory region sequence-specific DNA binding; DNA-binding transcription factor activity, RNA polymerase II-specific
Source: RefSeq, a predicted model, not a curated record
GAGCGCCAGCCAGCUAGAUUGAAUUUCCAAGCGUCGUCAAAGCUUGCUGGGGGGGGGGGCGGAGAGCAAUUCACGCAUUCCGCGGUCGCUUUCGGGCAAAUCUAAUGUUUAAUUUAACACCGUGGAUAGUUUAAACAAAUGUAUAUUCAUUGAAAUGAGCAAUUAUGGCGAUUUGGUGUCUUACCCAUUUUUAAAUAGCCAAUAGAUGCGCUAGCAACAUGGCAAUAUGUCACCUCCUUCCUUGUCCAGAAGGCGAACUUUUGGGCUUAUUUAACAAGCCGUAGCGUAAAAUACAAGUUUUCACGAAUGGCGUGUGGCGCUUUUGUCUAGAUUUGGUCGAGGGUUUUCAUUGCGAAGUCGACGGUGCGUCGUUGGGCUCAUUGUGGCGAGUCGGCUGCUAAGCUAACUAGCCGGCUAACUAUUAUGUAUGACAAAAGCUCAUCUGCUUGGUGUUGAAUGUGUGUCGCUUCGCCAAAUGGUCGCCGGCCUGGCUUGGGGCUCGCUGAUAAGUCGUCGAACCCUUCGAGAGUUUGGUUUAGUCACGAGUGUGUGUCCUAGUUAAAUUGCUCAAAUGUCAAGACGCGUUUGACCUAAAUAGCAUUUGUUUAGGCAAGUCUACCCAACCGGCUAAUUAGUAGCGUUGCAGUCAUCGUUUCUGUUUGCGUUAACAUUUGAUAGGCCAAGGUGUAAAGGAGUGUUUAAAAAAACAACAAUAAUUCACUCCAAAUGAUACAUUAAGGCUUAAGGGUACAUGUGGCUUUAUUUAAAAAAAAAAAAAAAAAAAAUGCAAGCGUGCAUAUUUUAGACUGACUUGUAAUACAUGCGUCUAGACUUUAAAAAAAAAAAAUCGUAUUCCAUUUAUUUAUCCGUUAAGGCAUCUGGCAAUAUUAUUAGCUAAUCUAUGGGGGGGGGGGAAAGAAACCAGUUAUUACCAAGUAUUGGAGUCACUUAUUUGUGCUAACAUUUGAUAGGUCAAGUUGCAAAUGAGUGUGUAAACAAUACAACACAGUAUCAAAAACAACAACAUACUCGAAAUUUUACAUUUAGGCUAUGGGUUAUAUGUGGCUUCAGAGGAAACAAAAGUACUAUGUAGAGAGACAGCUGGAGUGUUAUGUAAGGAUUCUUCACCUGUAUAAUUUGUAUUUACUUACGUCCGCCACUGUACAUUUUAAUGAGAAAUUUAACAAGAUGAUUCACUAAUCUAGAAUCUGAACCGACUAAGUAUUACUGUUGCAGUAAGGCAUAUUUGCUUUCUUGAUAGGCCAAGGUGCAAAAGCAAGGUGCAAAAUGGUGUUCUCCCGCAUUCCUAUUUAGAGUUAUUGGCCUGGCCCGCGCCUGCACACAGCAAAACUACCACCAUGAGUAUUAUCCAAGACAAACUCGGCAAUGAGUUUUUGCGCAACGGUGGCAUGGACCCCAAUUUUGCACCCGGCAUGCUCAUGUUCAGCCACUUACCGCCCGUCACCAGCUUCACGCGGCUGACGUCGCAGUCGGUCAUGGGUGAACUCCCGCAGGAGAUGGUUCUCAAGAAGGAGCGCGACUCGCCCCCGGACCACCACGGUGCCAGUCUGGCCAACGCCAGCGGCUUCCUCCACAGCAUGGGCAUCAAGCAGGAGCGGCUAAGCGAGCUGGAUUAUCGCAUGCCUCUCUACGGCGGAGGAGGAGGCGGUGGCGUGCCGAUGAAUUGUGCCGGCGCGGGGAAGAGCGGUGACGACAUGCCGGACAUGUCUUACGGCAACCACCACCAAAAUCACCAUAACAUGCUCCUGCACGACCUCACCCACAGCAACGUGCGCUCCCUUGGAGAACCGAUGUCAGGACGAUCGGGUAAAGAGCCAAAAGAUUCCUCGGGUAAAAGAGGGAGGAGGACCAAUGGGGACGGACAGGGAGGCAAAGCUCGAAGGAAACGCAACGACGCUGCAAAGGGCAUGAUGUUGGAUGCGGAUGGAGCCUGCCUGUCGCCCAACUCCAAACCACAUAUCUGCGAGCACUGUAACGCUGCCUUCCGCAGCUCCUAUCACUUGCGCAGACAUGUGCUCAUACACACAGAUCGCACAGGUGAGAGGCCUUUUCGGUGCAGUCAGUGUAACAUGAGCUUCAUUCAGAAGUACCUGCUCCAGCGGCAUGAAAAGAUCCACAGUGGGGAGAAGCCGUUCAGCUGCGACCAGUGCAACAUGCGGUUCAUCCAGAAGUAUCACAUGGAGCGACACAAAAGAACGCAUAGUGGCGAGAAGCCAUAUCGAUGCGAUACAUGCCAACAGUUUUUCUCAAGAACAGACCGGUUACUGAAGCACAAGCGGACUUGCGGAGAAGCCAUAAAGAAGGGUCUGGACCCAAACAUGCUGGAGCUCAGCGACGCCGAGCUCGGCCAGGGCAGCUAUUCACUCACUCAGGGAAACGCGACCACCUCCGGACGCAAGCGGGCAAAGUCUAAAAACGGGGAGGGCGGCGAGCGCAAGAGAAAGAAGAACGCGGCUGCGUCCAUGGCGGCCUCGUCCUCUGCGGCGAUGGCGCGUGACAUAGGCCUGCAGGACUACAGCAUGGAGCAGCCCUCGGGCUCCGCCAUGCAGGGGCGCUCUCCCAAAUUGGUCUUUAAAAAAGCGGGCCGUAAAGGGCUGGAUAAAGUCCUCCAUUCUUUAGAAGACAGCGCUGACGGACAAAAACUAUUAGGCCAAAAAGCCGGCGGCAUGGAUCACGUUGAUGCUAUCGGGCUUGAUAACAUGGGUCUGCUCCAGGGAGGCGGGAGCAACAAGCAGGGCCCCGCCACCAGCAGCAACUACGACGAUGCAAUGCAGUUUGUGAAAAAGCGGCGAUACCUCCACGCCGUCAACAAUGACUACGGAGCGGGCGCUCUUCACAUGGCGUCGCAGGGGGGCAGCGUCAUCCAGGUGUCCCUGGGGCCUGAACCCACGCUAACCAUGCUGGACACCUCCCCCCUGGAACUCAAACACGACAAGUCGGGCAUUCCGGACGAGGUUCUGCAAAGCCUGCUGGAGCAUUACAGCCAUAAGCCGGAGGGAGCGCACCACCACGAAGUAGCUUUCGACCUGUCCGACCACCCGCACCACGUGGACCUCCAGCCGGCCGCGCCCGUCACCCCCGAGCUGGAGGACGAAGCGGCCAAUGGGAGUGAUAAAACUGCGGUGAUGAGCGAGUACUCAAAGUUCCUUUUGCAGGCCCUGGAGCGCACCAGCCACAGCGGGCCCUUUCCCAGCCUGGGUGCCACGGGGCCCUUCCCGCUCCUGUCCAGCAGCUCUAGUCCCACAGGACCCCUGUUUUCCGACAAGCACGUCUAUAGCACAUCACCGCUAGAUUGUGGCUACCCCCCUGCUGUUUCUUCACCGCUGCCCAUCGCCGCUCCCUCCUCGACCACCUCCUCCACCUCGUCCAAGUCCCACUACGGCAUGUUGGUGGGCUCCCCCUCCCAAUCGGGCUUCCACCUUACUUUGGAGCCAGCCAGCCACCAGCAGCUAACACCAUCUCAGGAGCUGACAGAGCAGCUGGAGAAGCAGCACUCCCCCGGAGCCUUCAACCUACCUCCCCAGGAUCUGACUGCCCAGGCGGAAAGCUCCAAGGGGCAACAAGCCAAGGCCGGGGGCAGCGCCACCCCCGCCAACGGUUCAAGCUACUCAGACCUGUCUCCUUUGAAUCCCCCGAAAGAAUCCACGACGUACCAGAUUGAGAAUUUCGCCCAGGCCUUCGGCUCCCAGUUCAAGUCAGGACGCCGCACCCCUCUUAGCUACGGCAGCGACCCCGGGGCGGAGGUGGACCACAGAAUACGGACUCCGGUCUCAGAAUUCUCAGGGUAUACCAGCUUGUUAGCUGAUGUCAGCGAGCCAGUGAGUACAGGAUCAAAAACCCCAACAAGCCAAAGUUUCAGAUAAGGGUCAAACGAGGUGAACCAAGUUAGGGGGGGUGCGGUUCUUGUCCAUCCUACGCCUUCCCUUCAUCGCAAUUUUGUUCUUGUAGCAAAAUGAUUUUUUUAUUUUAAACACUGCCAUUAAAUGUUGAUGCAAAAUGACCAGGGAGGGUCUUACAUGGCCUCAAAUGCAAUUUUUUUUAAUUGUUAUUUUUAUGUAUUUAGUCGCUUACAAUUUGGUUGGGAAAAUAAUACAGUUUUAAAUGAACGUAAACCGUAAUUUAAAACUAUUUGAGGGUGGAGAUGAACUUGUAUUUCUUAUUACUUUCGGAACCCUAUCUUACCAAUCAUCAUACUGUUGUAAAAUAAUGUUGAUGAUAACAAAAAAAACAACAAAAAAAAAACACUUGUGGCAGGGAAAGCCCAGAAUUCAAAUGGCAAAAAAAAAACAACCUAUAUAUUGUCUGUUACAAGAAAUGUAUUAACUCAGGAAAUAGGCAAAAUUGUGUAAGACUUUGUAUUAUGCGAUGCAAUUAGCACAGUUUUUACAGGUGUACUUGUGACAGGUGAUCGAUCUACAAAGCUUUUUUUUGGGUGGGGAGUGGUGCGUUUUAUUUUGAAAUUUUACUACUCAUGGUCAUGUUUGUGCUCUCCUGUGUGUUUUAGUCCAAAUGACGGUACUGUUGCAUGUCAAUGUGAAGCCGGCCUGUAGACUCACCAGCCUAUAGAAAAGAAACUCCAUUGAAACAUGUUGGACUGAGAACACAAUGAACAGCAAGCAAACAGUCGCCUCACUCGGUUUUUUUUUGUUUUUUGUCAAUGGAAUCAAACAAGCACUUUUUUUUUUUCUUUCCCCAAACAUAUCAUCAGAAACAAUAACCCAUUCAAUUUGUAAUUUUUAUGAUAAUAUUGCUUAUUUUAAAAGGAGAAAACUGUGAACAAGGGUUUUGGGAGGGUGGAAUGAUGGUUUUAAUGGGGAUUUCUUUUUUCUUUUGUUUGUUUGGGUUUUUUUCUGCCAGGAGGGGUGGGACAGGGUUGAAUUUGUUGUUUCUUUUCUUGUGGUUUGUCGGGUGAUGUAAAAAGAGGAUUUGCCAUAAUUUUGUGAUACACUAUUUUGAGAGUAGCUCUUGUAUUUAAGUGUUUCUCCAGAGCUCGGAUGACAUGCUGGAACCUUCUCUCUCUCUCUCUCUCUCUCUCUCUCUCUCUCUCUCUCUCCCUCUCUCUAUUUUUACAUUGUAUUUAUUCUCCAUUAGUCGCCACACACCUUUGUAGCACCAGUGCAGCAGAAGAGUUAAUUUAUACAACACGCCUCCUGAAUAUGCAGCAGUCCUGCACUCACAGGAAUGAACAAUGGCCUUCUUUGUCUUCCGUGGUUAAAGCCAUUCUCUCUAUCCCGGCAGCCAGGGUUGAUAUUUAAUUUAGUCGAUUUCCUGUGAACCUCACCAGCCUCUUUUGCCCCCUACUCUCUUCCCUCCCCAACUGGUUUUCUGGGACUCUGAAGCUGCAAAGGGGGAAAAAAAACUUGACCGACCAGCCACUUCCCUCCAAACACACUAUGCUUUUAACGGAAAUGGAGAGAAAAAGACGAUAAGAUUGACUAAAUAUACCUCAUAUCACAAAAAGCGUAUAAAAGCAGGGACACGCGUUUCAUUGUAUGUAGUGGAAAUAUUUGUAGAAUAGUUUCGACUUAUUGUAUCAUCAUUUUUACACUGCCUGUGUUUACAAUGAUAGAGCAAGUGACUUGUCAAAAUGGAAAGUGUAUUUUUUUUUUUUUUUUUUUUUUUUAAAUGUAAAAACAUCCAUGCCAAGCAGUGUUGCAUUCUAGAUGCCUCGUAGGACUUUUUUUUUUUUUUUUUUUUUUUUUCCUUCCUCUCUCAUGGUAUAUCCCUUAUUUUUGUUACUUGCCAUAACGUGUUUUUGAUAUGAACUCUAGAAGGAUAUUGUUUACAAAAAUGUACAAAAACGCUAAAAAUGUUUUUGUUUUUGGGACUUUUUAAGUAUGCAUGAUUUUAAUGGCUUUUUUCUGACUUGUCACCUCAAUACCAAAUGUUGUAGCAGAAGCCUCCCCUUUCCUUUGUCUCAUUAGUACUAGACCCUCGUGACAUGAUUUCCCGGGCUGUACCUGUUAUUGAGAUGAUGAACGGAUUAGAGAAGCCAAUAAAAACCUCUUUGUUACAAAAGAAAA